Messenger RNA from Prorocentrum cordatum, 2898 nucleotides. The record is from the annotation of a GenBank genome assembly. NCBI's taxonomy places the organism in Eukaryota, Dinophyceae, Prorocentrales, Prorocentraceae.
GCCAUCCUCACGGGCUUCGUGCUCAGCGUCGCCUUGUUCCUGGCGAGCAGCAGCGCCGCCUCGCCAGUCAGCAGCGUCGUCGUUGGCGACCGGGUGGUGAGCCGCACCAAGCGGCCCUUUUGGGAGAUGCAGGUGCUGCGCAGGGAGGGCCACCGCAUCCUGCUGCUCUACCUGCAGGGGCAGCUCUUCUUCGGCUCCACCAGCAAGCUGGUGACCGCGCUGGCGGCGGCGUCGGCGGACGAUCAGGUCAAGUACGUCAUCCUCAGCCUGGCGCGCGUGCCUCACAUCGACCCCUCGGCCGCUCGGCACCUCCGGACGACGUCGGAGAGGCUGAGGCAGCGCGGCUGCCAGGUGAUCUUCUGCCGCAUGAACCGCCCCGUCUUCGAGACGCUCACGGCCGCGGGGGUGAUCAAGGCCCCCGACGGGGACCUCGUGGGGCACCUGCGGAACCUGAGGUGGAAGACCGUGCCGAUGGUGGACGGCAAGGGCAUGUCCAGGAAGGCGUCCCCCUCGAAGUCGCCCUCGCCACCCACCUCCCCGGUGAGGGGCUCCGUCGCCGCUCUGGCCGGCGGGCCCCUCGGCGCCAGGGCGCCGCCCUUCGUGGCGCCCUUCGGCGGCGACCGCGCCCAGGCCACCCCGCCCCCGCCGUCGGGGGCCGACAGCCUGCCCAGCCCGGCGGCGUCGCUGGACGGCCGGCGCGCGCCCGCCCCGGACGCGUUCUGCCACGAGACGGACGCGCUGGACCAUUGCGACAGCAAGAUCGUGUCGGAGUUCUGCUACGGCAGCAGCGAGCAGCUGGGGAGACUGGAGCCCUACAUGCGCGCCUACCGGGCCGCGGUCUGCGGGCAGGGCGGCUUGGCGCUGCCGGAGUGGGCCUUCGAGGACAUGAACAGCCUGCCCCGCGGCCUCAUGGCCCGCCUUAGGCCCCACUGCACGGUCCUGGCCGAGCUCCCGGCGUGGACCAAGGUCUCCGACGACGUGGACUUGCAGGGCUCGCUGUGUUUCGUUCUGAAGGGCGCUUUGUCCGUCAUCCAGAUAGUGCCGCUUUCGGACGACCCGACGCACAUCGGAUCCGAGGUGUCCGGGUUCAGCUUCCGGCAGGGCAAGAGGCUGUUGAAGCGGUAUCCGCCAGGCCACGUGGCCGGCCGGGACUCGUUCUUCCUCGAAUACAGCGGGCAGACCAUCGACCGUGAAUUGGAGCCGAAGAUCACGGUGUCCUCGAAGAUGGGAGCGCCCGCGGAGAUCUGGGUGCUGCGGCCCGAGGAGUGGGCCGCAAUGGACGUGGAGCUGAAGGGGCCGCUCACCGAGAUGGUCUGCGUGCAGUUUGCCGACGACGUGCAGCACUCCCGAAUGCAGGAGCUCGAGGCCUUCCUGCAGGAGUGGACCCAGGUCUUCGACUCGGAGUCGCAGUCGCUGUCCCCGGCCCUGCAGGGCAGGCGCCGGGAGAGGUGGCGGGGGUCCCGGAAGUCGGGCCUGUCGGCGCUCACGCUCGAGAGCCCCAAGGAGCAGGCGGAGGAGUGCGAGGACGAGAGCAACAAGGGAGGCGGCAUGUCCCGUCCGAGGAUGUUCAACUCUGAGAUCAGUCGUCCAAGCCAAACAAGCCUCCGGUCUGAGCCUUGUGGUGACAGGAGGAUGAGCCUCAUGUCCCAGACGUCAGUGCGCCACUAUACCCCUUUCGUUGCGCAGAAGGAGGGAGCGACGCAAAUGACGCGGAAUUCGCCGCGGAAUCAGACGAAAGCGAGGAACGCCGAGGUAUAUCGCUCACAGUCGGAGAUCGAUGUGGCUACACCGUCCAGUGUGGCUGCACCGUUCAAUGAGGCUACACCGUCCACUGGGCGAACAGAUCUUACUCAGACUUCUAUCCUUACGAGAGGGCUUUCGAGCGCCAACUUGGGCGUUGCGCCCGAACACAUCCGGCAGCAAAUGAUGGACAUCUGGGCCCAGGAGCGGGAGACGCACAGUCGCUGCGUGCCAACAUGGCUCUCCGAGUUCGUCAGCAGCUCUGCGUUUGGGUCGUCGGGUUAUAUCUCCGGGCUGCUUAUCAUGGCCAAUGCCCUGUCCAUCGGCGUGCAGGCGGACUACAUGGCCAGGGAGGGCACCAACAAGGUGCCCGUCGCAAUGCGCGCCGUCGAGCUGUUCUUCUGCGUGGCGUUCACCGCCGAGCUCAUUCUGAGGGCCAUGGUGGACGGCCGGCAGUUCUUCAGCUGCGCGAGCUCCAAGUGGAUGUGGAACUCGUUCGACACCAUUCUCGUGACUAUGCAGAUUGCGGAGGAGAUGAUCCUGUUCGUCAUGGACACCAUGCACAUGGGGAAAGGUGACCAGGGAUUCGGCAGUGACUUCACCAUCAUGCGAAUACUGCGGAUACUGCGGCUGAUCCGGAUCAUGAGACUGGUGCGCGUGCUUCGCUUCAUCGGCGAGUUGCGAACCAUCGUCAUUCAGAUCAUUGGGUCAAUGAGGUCGUUGUGCUGGACCUGCGCGCUGCUCAUUAUGGUGAUGUAUGUUGUGGGGGUGUACCUGACGCAGCUGGUUUCAGACUACAUGGUCGAACUCCGACGUGAAGAUCCACAGGCGCUCGAGGGGGACGUGAUGGAUCUAUCGAUGUACUUCGGGAGCCUUGGUAACACCAUACUGUCCCUCUACCAGGCCAUCACGAACGGCAUAAGCUGGUACGAGCUGUCCUCUCCGCUCAUGAAGUACUUCAGCCCGUGGAUCUCCACCGUUUUAUGUUUUUACACGGCCUUCGCGAUCUUUGCGCUGCGGACAUUGUCACUGGUGUGUUUGUCGAGUCGGCUCUGGAUGCAGCGACCAAAGACAAGGAGACUCUAUUGUACCAUUCGUUGCUCGCUCUGUGGAACAAAGCCCGCGGAGACAAAGACUUCAUCACCCACGAACGCCUGA